Molecule: messenger RNA, 1815 nt
Organism: Talaromyces atroroseus
Lineage: Eukaryota; Fungi; Ascomycota; Eurotiomycetes; Eurotiales; Trichocomaceae
Exons: 2
Coding region: 1-1815 (604 amino acids)
Source: RefSeq, a predicted model, not a curated record
AUGGAUCUUCAAAAGCCGAAAAAAUCACGGCCGGAGGCUCGCAAUGACCAAGAGGAAAGCCCCAAAUAUCGUGUGAAUGGGUACAAAUCAUCGAUGGGUGCUAUCGAUCAUGACGGCAAUGAUCCUCGUCAAGAUCCUGAGCGUGAGACGACUACUGUCAAGCUCGACGCCAACAGGAAUAUACCAAAGCCCUCAAAAUUGCAACCACAUGCGCCAACUCCGAGACUCAUAACACUCCCAGUCAGACGCCGAAUCCCCCAACGAGUAAUGGCUGCACGCAUUCCGAAAGGUAUUGUGUUGGACUCUCGUCAGAGCAACAGACUACGCUACGCCGAUAUGAUGCCGCCGGUCACCAAAGAAACGCUCAGCGAACUCGACCUAGAACGCAUUGUGCAGAACAUUCACCUUCGAAUGGAUGCCAAUUUUGAACCCGAAUUACAUUUUCUGCCUGACCUUGAUGGCGAGAAGGGGAGACAGAAACGGAUAAUGGCUGACGACUACUGGGAGGCCUUGUCGAUAGAGAUUAUGAUAUACACAUACGCCAACAUGAACCGAUCUGAUGCCGGUGAAAUCGAAAUGGUCCAUGUGCCUGAUAUAGUUACGGUGGUGAAAGACGACAAUCUUUUUCGGCCGCGACUACCUGUCAUGUUUGAAACUUUGCAUGGAAUUCUCAUGACGCUCGUACCCGACCGAGAUCACGCCAGCGUUUCCCAAAAUUUAGAUGUUUCGCUCUUAAUGCAGCAGGUACACAAGGGUGUUCUUGACCUUGUUAGUCUCUCGAACUGGUUGGCGAAUCUUUUAAAGACGCAUUGUGCUCCCAUGAGAGAUCAACUCGUCGAUGAAAUGGCAGCCGAAAUUGGAUCGGGAUCUACCCACGCGGAUGCAGCUAAAGUGAUCAGUGGGCUGCGCAAACUGUUUACCAUUCUAGAAUUGAUGAAGCUGGACGUUGCAAACCAUCAAUUAGGCUCAUUUCGUAUUGUUUUGAUCGAGGGCACAAUUCCUUUCCUUCAGGAUUAUUUCUCUCGGCGUAUUAACUCGGACAAGUUGAAGAUUGAGAAAGUGAAGUCGUGGUACCAGGCAGUUCGACAAAGAAUGUCCCAACCGACAAAGGAAUGUGCGAAUCGAUCAUUUUUCCCAUUAUCAGUUCUACUUCAUGGAUUAUGCGAGCUUCUUCUGUGUUCCGACCCAGACGAGCAUGUGAAGUUUCCAGAAACUUUCACGUUCGAUUUACGCCGCCUAUGGCAGCUUCGGUCACAAGUCCAGAACAUUAUCGAUGUUUACGUUUGCUGGUCCAUCCUCGGGUCAUUGAUUGAAGGGAUCUGUCCAAAAUACUCAUAUAGUCCCAACAUGCAUUCAUCCUUCGUUAUGCGAAUAUCAGCCCUUAUGGAAGAGGACGGUGAAAAUCCACAAACGAAGACGUCUGAUUUGGGUACUCGUCUGCCAAACGAUUCUUGCAUUGCGAUGGAAAUAGCUCGAACGAUAUGCGUCGCAAUUGGCCAAGCCGAUGAGGUUUCGGACGAUAUUCUAGAACAAGUUGAAGAGUUGAUGAAGAAAUCAUUCACCAAUCAUAGUUCGGUUCAGUUGCAGCUUGUCCGCGACUGCGUGCACCAACAGUUGCUGCAGGCUACGUGUGAGAUUGCGCAGAGAUAUCUCACCAUGUCACCGCUUGAAAUAUGCGAGUCGCAACGAAGACAGGCGUAUCUUCAGUCUCCGACCUCGGAUUUCGGUUUUAUUGCGACCAAGCUCGCUCAUAUUGGAGUUUUGCAUUGGCGGGUAUGGGCGCCAUUGGUUUAUACCAAUGAGCCCAGCGCCUAG